This is a messenger RNA of Peromyscus californicus insignis, 4499 nucleotides long. It is a transcript of the gene Gabrr1, whose product is annotated as gamma-aminobutyric acid type A receptor subunit rho1. Lineage: Eukaryota; Metazoa; Chordata; Mammalia; Rodentia; Cricetidae. Gene Ontology annotation, molecular function: neurotransmitter receptor activity; extracellular ligand-gated monoatomic ion channel activity; GABA-A receptor activity. The record is from RefSeq and is a predicted model, not a curated record. Gene Ontology annotation, biological process: regulation of membrane potential; signal transduction; monoatomic ion transmembrane transport. The transcript is spliced from 11 exons. Bases 523 to 1965 code for a protein of 480 amino acids. Gene Ontology annotation, cellular component: synapse; GABA-A receptor complex; neuron projection.
AGCAUUCUGAGCUCCUGUAAUUGCAGAAAUCAGCAGGGGCCCAAAGCAGAAAGGGCUCGAACAAGCCUCUCUCCUCACACUUCUGGGAGGGGAGCCUCCCCGUGGAGGAAGAGGCCUUAACUGCAAAUCCUCUGCAGCUGCUACCAGCCUGUCCUUUCUGUGGGCCAACUCUGACCUUGGAGCCAGUCCUGGGCUACUAAAGGGCGACUUGAAAAUACAGAUGCUCUCGGACACGUUCACCACAUUUGAUGACGAACUAAUUUAGACUGGCCCCAAGAACUAUCCCACAGGACACAGGAGUUCAACCUCAGAAAAUCCCUGACAUCUGACGCAGGAGGAUUUGCGGGGUUAGUGGAGAUUGCUUUCUCCCGCUGGCCAGAUUACAGACUGCAGCUUCAUUUUUGCAGCAGUAAACAUCCUUCUAAUGACAAACACAGCAUGGUGCCUUAGGAGGCCACCGACAGUCUCCCAAACCGGCUCCUUCUCACGGCUUCUCGGGAGAACGGUUUGAUUUGGAAAUCUAUGUUGGCGGUCCAGAAUAUGAAAUUUGGCAUCUUCCUUUUGUGGUGGGGAUGGAUUCUGGCCGCUGAGAGCACAGCGCACUGGCCAGGAAGAGAAGUUCAUGAGCCAUCUAGGAAAGGCAGCAGACCUCAGAGACAGAGACGAGGAGCGCACGACGAUGCCCACAAGCAAGGCAGCCCAAUUCUGAGACGAAGCUCCGACAUCACCAAGUCGCCUCUCACCAAGUCAGAGCAGCUGCUGAGGAUAGAUGACCAUGAUUUCAGCAUGAGGCCUGGCUUCGGAGGCCCGGCCAUUCCCGUGGGUGUGGAUGUGCAGGUGGAGAGCCUGGACAGCAUCUCCGAGGUCGACAUGGACUUCACCAUGACACUCUAUCUGAGGCAUUACUGGAAGGAUGAGCGGCUGUCUUUCCCGAGCACCAACAAUCUCAGCAUGACAUUUGAUGGCCGGCUCGUAAAGAAGAUCUGGGUUCCCGACAUGUUCUUUGUGCACUCCAAGCGCUCCUUUAUCCACGACACCACGACAGACAAUGUCAUGCUGCGGGUACAGCCCGAUGGGAAAGUGCUGUACAGCCUCAGAGUCACAGUAACGGCGAUGUGCAACAUGGACUUCAGCAGGUUCCCCCUGGACACGCAGACCUGCUCCCUGGAAAUUGAAAGCUAUGCCUACACAGAAGAUGACCUCAUGCUAUACUGGAAAAAAGGCAACGACUCCUUAAAGACAGAUGAGAGGAUCUCCCUCUCCCAGUUCCUCAUUCAAGAAUUCCACACCACUACAAAACUAGCCUUCUACAGCAGUACAGGCUGGUACAACCGUCUGUACAUCAACUUCACUUUACGUCGUCACAUCUUCUUCUUCUUGCUCCAAACCUAUUUCCCUGCCACCCUCAUGGUCAUGCUGUCCUGGGUGUCCUUCUGGAUUGACCGCAGAGCUGUGCCUGCCAGAGUCCCCUUAGGCAUCACCACGGUGCUGACCAUGUCCACCAUCAUCACAGGCGUGAACGCCUCCAUGCCCCGAGUGUCCUACAUCAAAGCCGUGGACAUCUACCUCUGGGUCAGCUUCGUGUUCGUGUUCCUCUCGGUGCUGGAGUACGCGGCUGUCAACUACCUGACCACGGUGCAGGAGCGGAAGGAACGGAAGUUCCGAGAGAAGAUCUCCUGCACCUGCGGACUACCCCAGCCCCGAGCAGUGAUGCUGGAUGGCAGCUACAGUGACGGGGAGGUGAAUGACCUGGGUGGCUACAUGCCUGAGAAUGGAGAGAAGCCUGACAGGAUGAUGGUGCAGCUGACCCUGGCCUCCGAGAGGGGCUCUCCCCAGAGGAAAAGCCAGAGAGGCAGCUAUGUGAGCAUGAGGAUCAACACGCACGCCAUUGAUAAAUACUCCAGGAUCAUUUUCCCAGCCGCUUACAUCUUAUUCAAUCUGAUAUACUGGUCAAUUUUCUCUUAGAUGCCUGUGAUUCUGUCAAUCUCACCUUCUUCGUGGUUUGUAUGCACUACAGAAAUUGCUGUAAAAUGAAACAGGAUGGUUGAAAAACCAUCCCGGUACCCACCUGGAUUUUCACUGUCUCUUCUUCAGCUGUCCAAAGCUGCACUGACAAGACACCCUUUUUUUUUUUGCAUUUAUUAUUUUGCAAUCAGCAUUAUACAAGGUGUUUCAGGAAUUUGUCAUGAUAGCCACUGAUAUUAGCUGUCCCCAGGUCCCAGGAAGAGCAUAGAGGCCACAUGUGGACAUGCUGCAAUUCAGUGCUGGGGUCCUGGAUGCUGUUCACAGGGAGGGCUUCCUUCAUGGGUGGCACUGUGUUCUUUAGACUAUGUAGAACUGGGGAGUACCUGAAUCAAACCUAUUUGCAUGGAGCCCACAUGCACAUGAAUCCCUUCUGAUGAAAGGCCCUACUUCAGUCUGUCCCUGCACCUGUUCUGUAUCCCUUAUAGUUAAUGAAAGGUAAUGAUGCUCAUGUUCCAGUCUCUCCCUCUAUCCACUCUGCAUCCUCCACAGUUAAUGAAAGGCAGUGAUGCUCAGGACCUCUCUAACAAGCUGUAGAUAUCUCCCCUUAUAAGACAUGCUCUUUAGACUGUUGACUUUUCCCUGGUAAAGAAUGGAAUUCUCUCCAUUCUUCUGAAUAAUCAGCAUUUCAAGGAAACUUGGGAUGCUUAUAGCUCAUAAGAAUGAGAAGCACACAAUUUCUUAAGAGAAAAUAGCAUUAAAAAUCAAAAGAAACAGACAGACAUCUGCGUUGCCACUCAGCAAGAGCCAGCACUGUCUAGGAACUAGACAUCAGUUGUCAUCUAGACAGAGCAUGCAGCAGACCAGAUAAAGUGGUCAGUGGCAACUGAUGUCAUGGGUUGUAAUUUGAUGUAUUAUUUUAAAACAAUGUUUAAAAAACAAGCCUUUGUGUUAUCUAUCUAGAAGAUCUAUAACAACUCCAACCAGACUUCCCCAAACAGCAUUUACAGUAUGGCAUUUUCUCUGGGCCUCAUCUUUCACUCACAGAGACAGCGAGUCUAUUCAACACUCAUUCACAUCCCAGUAGCCACUAAGCCAACUUAACUAAGGACAUGGCCCUUUAAUUGUGGUUGUGUUCAGAGCUUAGUGAGACAUAAUGAUAAUUUCACAUUGUGGAACAUGUUAAUAAAUAUGGAGGUGGUCUAAGAGACCCCUCCAGGGACCACCGUCCUCUGUGCCAGGAAAGUUCCCUUCCUAUAUGUCCUCAGAUCUCCCCAUCAUUUCAGAGUUAACUUGACAGACCAACCCUAACUAAUAUGUGCAUGGCUAAUCUUUAUUCUGAUUUUUAAAAAGAACUAUUUGCAAACUCCUACUUAGAAGAUAGUCUUUCACUUCCCACAAUGAAAAGUCACCAAAAGCUUUCUUCAAACUCAAGUAGUAAACUUAGAAGGACAUAAAUUAAAUAAUUGAUUAUCAUUGAUAUUAAAAAUGACUGUUGUUUUGACAGUCAUGGUUUGCACUUGUCUCAACACUUGGAAGCAGGAGUGAGAGGACCUGGAGUUCAAAGCGGGGCCAUAGCUUUACAGCAUAUUGGGGGCCAUCCUGGGCUACGCGAGGUUUAAAAAGACUGCUUUUUCAUUUUUAUUUUAUGAAACAAUUACCUUUAAAGUCAACAUCUUUGCCACUGUCUUCUCCCUCACCACUAGGGCCACUGAGCUGUCUAGGUUUCCAGAUCAAAGCUAAACCUUACCUACUGUUUGGUAUACUCCAGCAUUUGAGUCAGUGUGUAGAAUGCUCUCCUAGUCUGCUAACCUGCUGCGUCAAGGACUGCAGACCAAAUGGCCUGAUUAACAGAGAUUUCUUUUCUUACAGUUCUAGAGACUAAUGUCCAAGGUCAAGGUGCUGGCAGAUGUGGUUUCCCCAGAGGCUUCUCUCCCUGACUUUCCAAUGGCCACCAUCUUGCUGUACGCUUGCCUUCUUUCCUUUGUGCCCACCUAUGUCCUUUUCUCCCUACUUAUAUUUGGUCAGGGCCCAUAUCAGUGGCCUCAUUUAACCCGAGUUCUUUCUUUAGAAGCCUGUCUCCAAACCAUUUGUUCUAUAGCAAUCUCCCCCAGGUUGGAAUACUUUAUUUUGGAAGGAAGCUCCUUAGGAUGUGCUAAAAGAAGGUGAUGUCCUCCAUCCCACAGGAAGAAGCCCAUUUAGGUUAAGCUCAGGAAACAAACAACUCAAAAGUUUCAGGAAAUCCCUGAAACCAAAUAGAUAAACUAUCGCCCUCCACAAAGUAUAUAUAAGCAAUAAGAACCAUUGAAAGUUGCUUUUAGGUGAUCCAAGCUGUCUGGAAGGGGCAAAGACCAGCCAAACUACCUGGAAGGGACACUUUCCAACCCAUCCAACUGCCUGUGAGUCAUGCAGUGAGCUCCAGAUUUCCAGCUGUUGUGAGCUGUUACCCAUGAUGGGGUGGACUUUGUUGAUGCAGCUGUCUUUGAGUCAUUUCUGCUCCUAUAAGUGACCCCAAUAAAGCUCAUUGGUUCACCGAG